This is a messenger RNA of Diabrotica virgifera virgifera (western corn rootworm), 628 nucleotides long. Its product is annotated as DNA ligase 1-like. NCBI's taxonomy places the organism in Eukaryota, Metazoa, Arthropoda, Insecta, Coleoptera, Chrysomelidae. The coding region runs from base 126 to 584 and encodes 152 amino acids. The record is from RefSeq and is a predicted model, not a curated record. The transcript has 4 exons.
UGCAACUCCUUGUUAAACAAUUUGAGAGCUUGAUUUAACUGCACUUCUGCUGAUCUCUUUAGAGCAACGGUAUCGAAAGUGUGAAUUGCCAUGAUGGUUGCCAACCUUCUUAAAGGAGACGGCACAUGAAAAAGAUUUAUCAUAGACAUAAGUUUAUAUGCAGUAUGAUUAACCUAAACAUUUUUUUUCAGAUAUUUGACAAGGAAUUUAAAGAAAAUAAAGAAUUCCCACAACAAAUGUUAGAGACACCAAAAAACAGUUCAUUAGAGAGGGCCACUGCUAAGUCUAAAAAUAGCCUGAAGAUAGGAAAAAGUAAUUUAACAGAGGGGGCUGCUGCAAAGGUUUCUAAGGAUGAAGAAUACAUAAAAAAUAUAACAGAAUAUUCGCGUGAGUUAAAAGAAAAAGAGCAUAAUAGGCAUAUGGAAAUUAUGGAACUCCAACACAACAGGCAAAUGAGGUACAUGAGACUAAAACAUGAGAUGGAAAAAAGGGAACACGAAAUUAAAAUGAAGGUUCAAGCGGAACUUUUGAAACAUGCUUCAUUGAAGACAAAAUUGUUGGAGGCAGAAUCACAAAAUAAAUAAUAUGUAAAUAUAUAUUAUAAGAAAUAAAAUGAUAAUAUAAUUUG